Arachis ipaensis is the source of this 357-nucleotide messenger RNA. RefSeq lists its product as uncharacterized. The record is from RefSeq and is a predicted model, not a curated record. NCBI's taxonomy places the organism in Eukaryota, Viridiplantae, Streptophyta, Magnoliopsida, Fabales, Fabaceae.
AUGGCCAUUGAUAAAUCACUUUGUGACCUGGGAGCAAGCAUCAACUUAAUGCCCCCUACCAUGUUGAAGAAAUUGAUGAUAGAAGAGGUUAAACCUACAAGGAUGUCACUCCAACUUGCUGACAGAUCUCUCAAAAUACCAAAUGGAGUAGUGGAGAAUCUCUUGGUGAAAGUAGGAAACUUCAUAUUCCCAACCGACUUUGUAGUCUUGGACAUGGAUGAGGAGGGGAGUAACUCGGUUAGUCUUGGUAGACCUUUUCUGGCCACUGCUAGAACAAUCAUUGAUGUGGAGAAGGGGGAGAUGAUCUUCAGAGUACAUGAUGAGCAAAUGGCCAUAAAUGUCUUCAAGGCAAUGUAA